CUGCUUUUUCUCCUUCUGCUAGGUCGGAGGCACUGUGACCACGACCUUGUAAUCCUCUCUCAUGCCACAUUUGAUCAAUGCCCCCUCCAUGCCCUUUCUUCGCAUCGGUUUGGGUAAAUGCAGUUUGUGCUUCUGCUAAUUGGGUCACGCUUGGAAUUGGGUUUCGGCGAUCCUGGGUCGUGAGCUCUGGAUAGAGAGUGAUUGCCAGUGGGUGCUGUGGAAGUGCGUCAUCUCUUCUGGAUGGUCGCUGUUGGAGGUCUUGACGAGCUGUGAUUGCCACGCUAUUUUUGCUUUGACUUAUGAUCCGGAUUCUACCCUUGCCCCAGGUUCAAGGCGCUAGUAGAAUGGCAUCAAUUACAUCUUUGCAACCUCAAGCACUUUCAAGACUGCAGGCGUGCCCUCAUACUUCAUCCCUAGUCCCGGCCACUAGCUCUUCUUUUGCAACUUUUUCUGCAAGCUCGAGAUAUUUGUCUCCAUCACUACGUUUGAACCAAGGGGUUAUUAGCCAGAGCGAGAGUGUGUCCUGUCAACAUCAAGGAUUGGAAAAAAAAUUCAUUGCAUUUGCUGAUUUUGAAAAGGCUUCAUGGAAGCCAAUUACUAGUAAUCACCGUAAAGGCCUCAUUGCGAGAGCCAGCGACCCUGGAAUUGUAAGAGCUGUGGCAACCUCAGUAAAGGAGGAUGUGAAAGUGAUUGCGCCAGAUGCGGAGCUGGGUACAGAUAAUAAACAUGGAGAUGAUGAAGAGAGAGUGGGAGUGCUGCUUCUGAAUCUUGGUGGACCAGACACACUUGAGGACGUGCAGCCUUUUCUAUACAACCUUUUUGCUGAUCCGGACAUCAUCCGGCUGCCACGUUUGUUUAGAUUCUUGCAAAGGCCACUGGCCCAGUUCAUAUCCACGUUACGAGCUCCGAAAAGUGCUGAGGGGUAUGCUGCCAUAGGGGGAGGGUCACCUUUGCGGCAAAUGACAGAUGAGCAGGCUGCAGCUCUAAAGGCUGCAUUGGAGAGCAAGAAUUUACCAGCUAAAGUUUACGUAGGGAUGAGAUAUUGGCAUCCAUUUACGGAGGAAGCUAUCAAUCAGAUAAAGGAGGAUGGAAUUUCACGACUGGUGGUUCUCCCGUUAUACCCUCAGUUUUCAAUAUCAACUAGUGGUUCCAGCCUUCGUCUACUGGAGAGCAUCUUCAGAGAGGAUGAGUAUCUUGUUAACAUGCAACAUACAGUGAUUCCGUCAUGGUACAAUCGCAAUGGAUACGUGCAGUCGAUGGCAACGCUUAUCGAGAAAGAAUUAACAAAGUUUGAGAAACCUGACGAGGUCCAUAUUUUUUUCAGUGCGCAUGGUGUACCUGUGGCCUACGUAGAAGAAGCAGGAGAUCCGUACAAGGCUGAAAUGGAGGAAUGCGUACAACUUAUUAUGGCUGCAGUAAAGGCUCGGGAUAUCCGCUGUCCCCAUACUCUUGCUUACCAGAGUCGCGUGGGCCCGGUUGAAUGGCUCAAACCGUACACGGACGACACGAUCCGAGAGCUUGGAAAGAGUGGGGUGAAGAGUCUCUUGGCUGUUCCAGUCAGCUUCGUUAGUGAGCACAUUGAGACUUUGGAGGAGAUUGAUAUGGAGUACAGAGAGCUGGCCUUAGAAUCUGGUAUUAGGAACUGGGGCCGUGUACCUGCAUUGGGUUGUGAGCCUGGUUUCAUUGCCGACUUGGCAGAUGCAAUUAUCGAGGCCCUGCCUUACGUAGGUGCCAUGGCUGUUUCAAAUCUCGAGGCUCGUCAGUCACUUGUGCCAUUAGGAAGUGUGGAGCAGCUGCUAGCCACAUACGAUACUCUGCGUCGAGAGCUACCAGCACCAGUGGCAAUGUGGGAGUGGGGGUGGACAAAAAGUGCAGAGACAUGGAAUGGGCGUGCGGCUAUGCUGGCAGUUUUAACUCUACUUGUUCUGGAAGUCACAACUGGGGAAGGUGUUCUCCAUCAAUGGGGUAUUCUACCUCUCUUUCAUUAAAUUUUGUAGGGUGAGUGAAGCGGGCAUCUUAACAAUCAAUACACGUUCAGAAGCCGAGUUUGAAGAGGAGCAGUAGUGCCAACAGGCUCUCCGGCUAUCUUGGUUGUCCUGAGAAUGCGACAAUUACUCAGCGCGAAGACAUGGUGCUAUUUAUAGUCGUGGCCUCCAUAACUAUUUGUUCAUGCAUCUUAUUACACACAUGUCUGGGAGGCAUACGAAUGCAGGCGUGGUUGGUGAAAGUUUUGUUCUGCAAGACUCUGGAACCUUGAACCUGCCAAUGUCCUUGUUGCAUCAUCCAUUCAUCUUAUCUGGUGCAACUUGCUUCUUGUUGCCUCAUUUCAGAUUUGUCUCUAUGUCAACCUACACACUUCAUAUUAUAGCGGUAAUAACCGGCAAUGCUUUUUACUGCAUCAAUCGUCAGAGGAGCUGACUCGCAAAACUACCGUUAUCUUACCUAGAGAAUUGUGACAAAUUAGGUUUGUAUGUAGGGCUUAACUAAACAAUUUUCAUGAGUCUACUAAUUGAAUAGAUUAGCUUGACCCGUAUAUUUAAUUUCAGGCACUAACAUCAGACGGCAGACAAGGAGCUGCUUAGUGGUGGGACCUUCUGUGGUGAUUGAACGCACUAUGUGCAGGACUCUUAUUAUACUACUUAGGUUAUCUGAAAUCACCAUUGAAGUCAUGUAGUCUGAUAUAAUACUCGACUACCUGGAGUAAAUAGUGUUCCUUGCAAACUCCUUCAGUGCCUGUAUGCUAUCCUUGGUGAUGGAUUUCUAUGAAUAAGUUAUUGUACAAUGGAU
This is a messenger RNA of Physcomitrium patens, 2787 nucleotides long. Its product is annotated as ferrochelatase-2, chloroplastic. The record is from RefSeq and is a predicted model, not a curated record. Gene Ontology annotation, molecular function: protoporphyrin ferrochelatase activity. Gene Ontology annotation, biological process: heme biosynthetic process. Gene Ontology annotation, cellular component: mitochondrion. Lineage: Eukaryota; Viridiplantae; Streptophyta; Bryopsida; Funariales; Funariaceae.